AUGUCCAUCACCCCGCCCAAUUCUCCCGCUUUCCAUCACCCCGCCCCAUUCUCCCGCUUUCCAUCACCCCGCCCCUUUCUCCCCCUGUCCAUCACCCCGCCCCAUUCUCCCGCUUUCCAUCACCCCACCCCAUUCUCCCGCUUACCAUUACCCCGCCCCAUUCCCCCUCCUUCCAUCAUCCUGCCCUAUUCUCCCUCCUUCCAUCACCCUGCCCCAUUCUCCCGCUUUCUAUCACCCCGCCCCAUUCUCCCACUUUCCAUCACCCGGCCCCGUUCUCCCGCUUUCCAUCAUCCUGCCCCAUUCUCCAGCUUUCCAUCACCCCGCCCUAUUCUCCCUCCUUCCAUCACCCAGCCUCAUUCUCCCACUUUCCAUCACCCCGCCCCAUUCUCCCACUUUCCAUCACUACGCCCCAUUUCCCCGAUUUCCAUCACCCCGCCCCAUUCUCCCACUUUCCAUGACCCCGCCCCAUUCUCCCACCUUCCAUCACCCCGCCCCAUUCUCCUGCUUUCCAUCACCUCGCCCCAUUCUCCGGCUUUCCAUCAUCCCGCCCCAUUCUCCCGCUUUCCAUCACCCCACCCCAUUCUCCCGCUUUCCAUCACCCCACCCCAUUCUCCCUUCUUUCAUCACCCCGCCCCAUUCUCCCUCCUUCCAUCACCCCGCCCCAUUCUCCCUCCUUCCAUCACCCUGCCCCGUUCUCCCGUUUUCCAUCACCCCACCCCAUUCUCCCGCUUUCCAUCACCCCGCCCCAUUCUCCCUAUUCUCUCGCUUUCCAUCACCGAGCCCAAAUCUCCCGCUUUCCAUCACCCCGCCCCAUUCUCCCGCUUUCCAUCACCUCGCCCCAUUCUCCCACCUUCCAUCACCCCGCCCCAUUCUCCUGCUUUCCAUCAUCCCGCCCCAUUCUCCCGCUUCCCAUCACCCUGCCCCAUUCUCCCGCUUUCUACACCCCGCCCCAUUCUCCCGCUUUCCAUCACCCCGCCCCAUUCUCCCGCUUUCCAUCACCCCGCCCCAUUCUCCCGCUUUCCAUCACCCCACCCCAUUCCCCCUCCUUCCAUCACCCUGCCCCAUUCUCCCUCCUUCCAUCACCCCACCCCAUUCUCCCGCUUUCCAUCACCCCGCCCCGUUCUCCCGCUUUCCAUCACCCCACCCCGUUCUCCCUCAUUCCAUAACCCCGCCCCAUUCUCCCUCCUUCCAUCACCCUGCCCCAUUCCCCGCUUUCCAUCACCCCGCCCCAUUCUCCAUAUUCCAUCACCCCGCCCCAUUCUCCUGCUUUUUAUCACCCCGUCCCGUUCUCCCGCUUUCCAUCACCCUUCCCCAUUCUCCCACCUUCCAUCACCCCGCUCCAUUCUCCUGCUUUCCAUCACCCCGCCCCAUUCUCCCACUUUCCAUCACCCCGCCCCAUUCUCCCGCUUUCCAUCAUCCCGCCCCAUACUGCCGCUUUCCAUCACCCCGCCCCAUUCUCCCGCUUUCCAUCACCCCGCCCCAGUCUCCCGCUUUCCAUCACCCCACCCCAUUCUCCCUCCUUCCAUCACCCCGCACCAUUCUCCCUCCUUCCAUCACCCCGCCCCAUUCUCCCUCCUUCCAUCACCCUGCCCCAUUCUCCCGCCUUCCAUCACCCCACCCCAUUCUCCCGCUUUCCAUCACCCCACCCAAUUCUCCCCAUUCUCCCGCUUUCCAUCACCCCACCCGAAUCUCCCGCUUUCCAUCACCCCGCCUCAUUCUCACGCUGUCCAUCACCUCGCCCCAUUCUCCCUCCUUCCAUCACCCCGCCCCAUUCUCCCGCUUUCCAUCACCCCACCCCAUUCUCCCACUUUCCAUCACCCCGCCCCAUUCUCCCGCUUUCCAUCACCCCGCCCUGUUCUCCCACUUUCCAUCACCCCGCCCCAUUCUCCCACUUUCCAUCACCCCGCCCCAUUCUCCCGCUUUCCAUCACCCCGCCCCAUUCUCCCGCUUUCCAUCACCCCGCCCCAUUCUCCUGCAUUCCAUCACCCCGCCCCAUUCUCCCGCUUUCCAUCACCCCACCCCAUUCUCCCUCCUUCCAUCACCCCGCCCCAUUCUCCCUCCUUCCAUCACCCUGCCCCAUUCUCUUGCUUUCCAUCACCCCGACCCAUUCUCCCUCCUUCCAUCACCCCGCCCCAUUCUCCCGCUUUCCAUCACCCCGCCCCAUUCUCCCGCUUUCCAUCACCCCGCCCCAUUCUUCCGCUUUCCAUCACCCCACCCCAUUCUCCCUCCUUCCAUCACCCCGCCCCAUUCUCCCUCCUUCCAUCACCCCGCCCCAUUCUCUUGCUUUCCAUCACCCCGCCCCGUUCUCCCGCUUUCCAUCACCCCGCCCCGUUCUCCCUCAUUCCAUCACCCCACCCCAGUCUCCCUCCUUCCAUCACCCUCCCCCAUUCCCCCGCUUUCCAUCACCUCGCCCCAUUCUCCUGCUUUUUAUCACCCCGUCCCAUUCUCCCGCUUUCCAUCACCCCGCCCCAUUCUCCCUCCUUCCAUCACCCCGCCCCAUUCAACAUCAUUCCAUCACGCAUCACGCCGCCCCAUUCUCCCUCUUUCCAUCACCCCGCCCAAUUCUCACGCUUUGCUUCACCCCACCCCAUUCUCCCGCUUUCCAUCACCCCGCCCCAUUCUCCCGCUUUCCAUCACCCCGCCCCAUUCUCCCGCUUUCGGUCACCCCGCCCCAUUCUCCCUCCUUCCAUCACCCCGCCCCAUUCUCCCGCUUUCCAUCAACCCGCCCCAUUCUCCCUCCUUCCAUCAUGCCGCCCCAUUCUCCCGCUUACCAUCACCCUGCCCAAUUCUCCCGCUUUCCAUCACCCUGCCCAAUUCUCCCGCUUUCCAUCACUUUGCCCCAUUCUCCCGCUUUCCAUCACCCUGACCCAUUCUCCUGCUUUCCAUCACCCCAGCCCAUUCUCCCGCUUUCAAUCACCCCGCCCCAUUCUCCCGCUUUCAAUCACCCCGCCCCAUUCCCCCGCUUUCCAUCACCCCGCCCCAUUCUCCCGCUUUCCAUCACCCUGCUCCAUUCUCCCGCUUUCCAUCACCCCGACCCAUUUUCCUGCUUUCCAUCACCCCAGCCCAUUCUCCCGCUUGGAAUCACCCCGCCCCAUUCUCCCGCUUUCCUUCACCCCGCCCCAUUCUCCCGCUUUCCAUCACCCCGCCCCAGUCUCCCUCCUUCCAUCACCCCGCCCCAUUCUCCCGUUUUCCAUCAACCCGCCCCAUUAUCCCGCUUUCCAGCACCCCACCCCAUUCUCCCGCUUUCCAUUACCCCACCCCAUUCUCCUUCCUUCCAUCACCCCGCCCCAUUGUCCCUCCUUCCAUCACCCCGCCCCAUUCUCCCGUUUUCCAUCACCCCGCCCCAUACUCCCUCCUUCCAUCACCCCGCCCCAUUCUCCCGCUUUCCAUCAACCCGCCCCAUUAUCCCUCCUUCCAUCACCCCGCCCCAUUCUCCCACCUUCCAUCACGCCGCCCCAAUCUCCUGCUUUCCAUUACCCCGCCCAAUUCUCCCGCUUUCCAUCACCCCUCCUUAUUCUCCCGCUUUCCAUCACCCCUCCCCAUUCUCCCGCCUUCCGUCACCCCGCCCCAUUCUCCUACUUUCCAUCACCCCGGCCCAUUCUCCCUCCUUCCAUCAUCCGGCCCCAUUCUCCCUCCUUCCAUCACCCCGCCCCAUACUCCCUCCUUCCAUCACCCUGCCCCAUUCUCCCGCUUUCCAUCACCCUACCCCAUUUUCCUGCUUUCCAUCACCCUGUGCCAUUCUCCCUUUUUCCAUCACUUAGCACCAUUUUCCCGCAUUCCAUCACCCCACCCCAUUCUCCCGCUUUCCAUCACCCUACCCAAUUCUCCCGCUUUCCAUCACCCCGCCCCAUGUUCCGGCUUUCCAUCACCGUGCCCCAUUCUCCCGCUUUCCAUCACCCUGACCCAUUCUCCUGCUUUCCAUCACCCCAGCCCAUUCUCCCGCUCUCCAUCACCCCGCCCCAUUCUCCCGCUUUCCAUCACCCCGCCCCAUUCCCCCGCUUUCCAUCACCCCGCCCCAUUCUCCCGCUUUCCAUCACCCUGCCCCAUUCUCCCGCUUUCCAUCACCCUGACCCAUUUUCCUGCUUUCCAUCACCCCAGCCCAUUCUCUCGCUGUCAAUCACCCCGCCCCAUUCUCCCGCUUUCCUUCACCCCGCCCCAUUCUCCCGCUUUCCAUCACCCCGCCCAGUCUCCCUCCUUCCAUCACCCCGCCCCAUUCUCCCGUUUUCCAUCACCCCGCCCCAUUCUCCCGCUUUCCAGCACCCCACCCCAUUCUCCCGCUUUCCAUCACCCCACCCCAUUCUCCUUCCUUCCAUCACCCCGCCCCAUUGUCCCUCCUUCUAUCACCCCGCCCCAUUCUCCCAUUUUCCAUCACCCCGCCCCAUACUCCCUCCUUCGAUCACCCCGCCCCAUUCUCCCGCUUUCCAUCAACCCGCCCCAUUAUCCCUCCUUCCAUCACCCCGCCCCAUUCUCCCACCUUCCAUCACGCCGCCCCAUUCUCCCGCUUUCCAUCACACUGCCCAAUUCUCCCGCUUUCCAUCACCCCUCCUUAUUCUCCCGCUUUCUAUCACCCCGCCCCAUUCUCCCGCCUUCCGUCACCCCGCCCCAUUCUUCUGCUUUCCAUCACCCCGGCCCAUUCUCCCUCCUUCUAUCAUCCGGCCCCAUUCUCCCUCCUUCCAUCACCCCCCCCCAUACUCCCUCCUUCCAUCACCCUGUCCCAUUCUCCUGCUUUCCAUCACCCUGCCCCAUUGUCCUGCUUUCCAUCACCCUCUGCCAUUCUCCCGCUUUCCAUCACUUAGCACCAUUCUCCCACUCUCCAAAGCCCUGACCCAUUCUCCCGCUUUCCAUCACCCCACCACAUUCUCCCUCUAUCCAUCACCCCGCCCCAUUCUCCCUCCUUCCAUCACCCCACCCCAUUCUCCCGCUUUCCAUCACCCCGCCUCAUUCUCCCGCUUUCCAUCACCCCGCCCCAUUCUCCCGCUUUCCAUCACCCCGCCCCAUUCUCCCGCUUUCCAUAACCCCGCCCGAUUCGCCCGCUUUCCAUCACCCCGCCCCAUUCUCCCGCUUUCGAUCACCCCGCCCCAUUCUCCCUCCUUCCAUCACCCCGCCCCAUUCUCCCUCCUUCCAUCGUCCCGCCCCAUUCUCCCGCUUUCAAUAACCCCACCCCGUUCUCCCGCUUUCCAUCACCCCUUCCGAUUCUCCCGCUUUCCAUCUCUCCGCCCCAUUCUCCCGCUUUCCAUCACCCCGCCCCCAUUCUCCCGCUUUCCAUCACCCCGCCUCAUUCUCGCGCUUUCCAUCACCCGCCCCAUUCUCCCGCUCUCCAUCACCCCGCCCCAUUCUCCCGCUUUCCAUCACCCCGCCCCAUUCCCCCGCUUUCUAUCACCCCGCCCCAUUCUCCCGCUUUCCAUCACCCCGCCCCAUUCUCCCGCCCCAUUCUCCCGCUUUGAAUCACCCCGCCCCAUUCUCCCGCUUUCCUUCACCCCGCCCCAUUCUCCCGCUUUCCAUCACCCCGCCCAGUCUCCCUCCUUCCAUCACCCCACCCCAUUCUCCCGUUUUCCAUCACCCCGCCCCAUUCUCCCACUUUCCAGCACCCCACCCCAUUCUCCUGCUUUCCAUCACCCCACCCCAUUCUCCUUCCUUCCAUCACCCCGCCCCAUUGCCCCUCCUUCCAUCACCCCGCCCCAUUCUCCCGUUUUCCAUCACCCCGCCCCAUUCUCCCUCCUUCCAUCACACCGCCCCAUUCUCUCGCUUUCCAUCAACCCGCCCCAUUAUCCCUCCUUCCAUCACCCCGCCCCAUUCUUCCACCUUCCAUCACGCCGCCCCAUUCUCCCGCUUUCCAUCACCCCGCCCAAUUCUCCUGCUUUCUAUCACCCCUCCUUAUUCUCCCGCUUUCCAUCACCCGGCCCCAUUCUCCCGCCUUCCGUCACCCCGCCCCAUUCUCCUGACUCCCUCCUUCCAUCACCCUGCCCCAUUCUCCCGCUUUCCAUCACCCUGCCCCAUUGUCCUGCUUUCCAUCACCCUGUGCCAUUCUCCCGCUUUCCAUCACUUAGCACCAUUCUCCCACUCUCCAAAACCCCGACCCAUUCUCCCGCUUUCGAUCACCCCGCCGCAUUCUCCCUCCUUCCAUCACCCUACCCCAUUCUCCCUCCUUCCAUCACCCCACCCCAUAAUCCCGCUUUCCAUCAUCCCGCCCCAUUCUCCCGCUUUCCAUCACCCCGCCUCAUUCUCCCGCUUUCCAUCACCCCGCCCCAUUCUCCCGCUUUCCAUCACCCCGCCCCAUUCUCCCGCUUUCCAUCACCCCGGCCCAUUCUCCAGCUUUCCAAAACCCCGCCCCAUUCGCCCGCUUUCCAUCACCCCGCCCCAUUCUCCCGCUUUCCAUCACCCCGCCCCAUUCUCCCUCCUUCCAUCACCCCGCCCCAUUCUCCCUCCCAUCACCCCGCCCCAUUCUCCCUCCCAUCACCCCGCCCCAUUCUCCCGCUUUCCAUAACCCCACCCCGUUCUCCCGCUUUCCAUCACCCCUUCCCAUUCUCCUGCUUUCCAUCUCUCCGCCCCAUUCUCCCACUUUCCAUCACCUCGCCCCCAUUCUCCAGCUUUCCAUCACCCCGCCUCAUUCUCGCGCUUUCCAUCACCCGCCCCAUUCUCCCUCUUUCCAUCACCUCGCCCCAUUCUCCCACUUUCCGUUACCCCGCCGCAUUCUCCCGCUUUCCAUCAUUUUGGCCCAUUCUCCCGCUUUCCAUCACCCCGCCCCAUUCUUCCGCUUUUCAUCACCCCACCCCAUUCUCCCGCUUUCCAUCACCCCGCCCCAUUCUCCCGCUUUCCAUCAACCCGCCCCAUUCUCCCGCUUUCCAUAACCCCACCCCAAUCUCCAGCUUUCCAUCACCCCGCCCCAUUCUCCCACUUUCCAAAACCCUGCCCCAUUCUCCCUCCUUCCAUCACCUCUGCCCAUUCUCCCUCCUUCCAUCACCCCGCCCCAUUCUCCCGCUUUCCAUAACCCCACCCCAAUCUCCCGCUUUCCAUCACCCCGCCCCAUUCUCCCUCCUUCCAUCACCCCGACCCAUUCUCCCACUUUCCAAAACCCCGCCCCAUUCUCCCUCCUUCCAUCACCUCUGCCCAUUCUCCCUCCUUCCAUCACCCCGCCCCAUUUUCCCGCUUUCCAUCACCCCGCCCCAUUCUCCCUCUUUCCAUCACCCAGACCCAUUCUCCCACUUUCCAAAACCCCAGCCCCAUUCUCCCACUUUCCAUCACCCCGCUCCAUUCUCCCUCCUUCCAUCAACCCUUGCAAGAACAAGGGCCUAG
This is a messenger RNA of Closterium sp. NIES-65, 7293 nucleotides long. The record is from the annotation of a GenBank genome assembly. NCBI's taxonomy places the organism in Eukaryota, Viridiplantae, Streptophyta, Zygnematophyceae, Desmidiales, Closteriaceae.